Molecule: messenger RNA, 902 nt
Organism: Paramecium sonneborni
Lineage: Eukaryota; Ciliophora; Oligohymenophorea; Peniculida; Parameciidae
Source: the annotation of a GenBank genome assembly
AUGAAAUAUUACCUAAAAGUUAUUCAUUUAAAUGAAUACAAAAACUCUUUUAUUGGAAGUUCAAAAAUAAUAAUAAAAACUAUUCAAUUAACUGUUUUGGAACAUUAAUUAGAUGUAUUGAAAAUAAUGUACCUAACUGGAUUGAUUAUUUUGAAGGUUAAAUUAAAACUAUUCAAUAUAAUGAUGAUCUCAUUCUUAUUUAUACUGAUUAAGCAUUACUAUAUAUAGAAAACGAUAUGGGUGUGCGAUAAGAAGCACCAUUUAUUUUACCAUUUUUAAGUUCAAUAGUUUAAGUCCUAAAAAUCACAUAUUAUAUCUUCAAAAUACUGGAGAAUUUAAAGUCAUUAAUUUAAACUAAAAAAAAUAUCAUAUGAAAGUGAUAUCAAAACACUUAUGUAACAUGUAGAUGAAUGGAUGGAUGGAUAAAAAAUAAUUAUUAAAUUGAAGAUGAAAAGAAAGGUAAAUAAAGUUUUGAUCCAAUCAUUAAAGCAAAUUUUACAAUUGAUGAUGAAGGUAUUCCAUUUGUUAAAUUUCUUUUUAAAGAUUAUUGUAUUUAUACUUUUCAUAAAUAAUUAGGAAAAUGGAUCAAAACCAAUAAAGUGAUGUGAAGUAUUAAUCAUAUCUAUAUAUUCAUUAACAACAAAAAGGUUUAAGAUUAAAAACAAUUUAAUAUUAAUCAUUUUAAAAUUCCUCCCUAGAAUGAUUCUUAAAUAUUGAAAAGAUUAAUCUAAAAAAAUACUAUUGAUGAUGCUAUAAUGAUAUUUAAUAAAUAUCAAAAAUUAGAAGAAUAAUUAAAAAUAUUGAUACAAACAUACACAAUAAAUUAAAAACAUUACAUUAAACUCAGGUUUAUUAAGACAUAUUAGAAAACAUUAUAUGCUAAUAUUAAGAAAAUAAUUUGA